Molecule: messenger RNA, 6327 nt
Organism: Gopherus flavomarginatus (Mexican gopher tortoise)
Lineage: Eukaryota; Metazoa; Chordata; Testudines; Testudinidae
Gene: FAM217B
Product: family with sequence similarity 217 member B
Exons: 5
Coding region: 890-2386 (498 amino acids)
Source: RefSeq, a predicted model, not a curated record
GGGGACAGUCCCUGGUGGCACCUUAGCUGGCUGGGUGGGGGAGAGAAAGAGGGAGGGUGAUCUGGGUGUGGUUUUCGCAGGGCAGCGCUUUUGCUUUGCAAACACUCUGGAUCCCCCUUCACCUCAAAAAGCAGCGAGUUUAAAUUGCAGCAAGGGCGGUUUAGGUUGGACAUUAGGAAAAACCUUCAGAACUGUCAGGGUGGUUAAGCACUGGAAUAAAUUGCCUAGGGAGGUUGUGGAAUCUCCACCAUUAGAGGUUUUUAAGAGCAAGUUGGACAAACACCUGUCAGGGAUGAUCUACUACUUAGUCCUACCUUGACUGGACUAGACCACCUCUCAAGGUCCCUUCUAGUUCUGUGAUUCCCCUCCCUGGGCAAAGGCAGCUACUGGAGGGUAUGGGGGGAGGGUGAGAGGGAGCAGCUGCCCGCCGGACAAUGAUGCUGGACUAGGAGGAGGGUAGGUAGGAAGCCAAAGGGGCUGUGAUUGUGACAGACUGCUCACGGCUCCUGUUCUGUCUGCGGCCGGAUAAGCAGAGCGAGCUGCAUGAGGAAACAGCUGCUCUGUGUGGAGAGUAGAGGCAUUUCUGCAAGUGCAUGUCACACUUGUUACAGUACAAAUCAGAGCAUGCUGUCUUGUGUGUGGCUUGCAUGUGGCAUGGUGAUUACUUGCUCCCAGUUUUCCCCAUAAGAGUUCAUCUUGACUGUUUUUUAUUUUAGGAUCAUUCUUGUGUCAUUUCUUCAUAAUUGAAAAGACUGUUUCACUGUCAGCAUGAUUGCCUGUCAGAAACCAACAUAUAUGCCUGGACAUCGCUGAUUCUGGCUGUUUUUUGCCAUUGUUUUUGUGUACAGCUGUGUUUUUGAAUGCUGGCCUCUGGCUUAGGGGAAUAAUAAUGGGACCAGGCAUUCAAGAUUAUCCCUUACUACUGCAACGAGGGACACUGAAAAAGGACAGCCAAAUCCAUGAAAGCCACAAAGGAAUGGUAAUUUCCAGUCGUGGAAAGGGACAUCCAAGUACCAAAGGACUAGAGAAACCACUUUCUCCUGUGAGACCUUCUCCCAGCAGCUUAAGCAAAAGUAUUUUAAAUACCACCAAAAAGACUUUCCAUUGCACCCAGGAUGACAGUCAACCAAGUUUUCUUUACAAGGAAAGAAACAGGCUAGAUGAGGCUCAUCAGCAAAACAGAAUGAUGAGUGUUUGCACAUCACUGUACAAAGUACGAGAGGCAAAGAAAGACCUCAUGGAAAGAAGGCAAAGUGAAUCUGGACUACGCAGAAUCCCUUCCAAUUUGAAGGGGAAUUCACAAGGUGGCUCCAGUAAGGCAGAAGAUGCACUGAUGCAAAGAUUUUAUUCCAAUCAAAAAGGAGAAACUCAAAGAAGUCUUGGAGAGCAUGUGACUGAAGCUGUCCCUUGCACUUCUAAAUAUCCAGGGACCUCUGUGAAUGAGAUGUUCCUUGACUUUCAGUCAGUGAGAAUUAUUCAAGAGGAUGCUGCUGAGGAUAGUGCCAGUGACCUUUCUGACUCAGAAAAAAUUCCUAUUCCCCCUUCCCCCUGCACACUGCCGGAACUCAACCUCAGAGCUGAAGAAAUUGACCCAGCAUGUUUUGAACACCUCUUUGAUGCAGGUUAUAAAGAAUCAAUAUAUUAUUAUCCUGACUUCCUUCCACCUCCUUUCAACUCCUGCGACCUGCAGCAGCUGGCAGUAUUUGUUAACACAGAGUGUAAAUCGGAAUCUCGACCACAACCAGCAGGAUUCAUUGAGAAAUAUAUCGAUCGGCUUUUGCAGCUGGAGUGGCUGCAGGUGCAAACUAUACAGAACGAGAAAGGAAAGACAGCCAAAGCUAGGCCUCAGACGGCUCCUAGUAUCAUUCGGACCCUAAAAAGCCCUGGCAAAGGCAAAUCGUUGCAUAGCCCUUCACCUAACAAGCAGUUAACUCCCAAAGAAGGUGUUAUAAAGCUCCCCACCAGCCUUUCAGCUCUCGGAAGAGAUGUACACUGUGAAGAAAAUAGCCAGUUAAAUGCAUAUCCAAGUCACUCAAAAGUUGCUGAGGUUAUGGGUGGCACGUCAGCCCCACAGAGACAUGCCUGUGAAAUGAGGAAUGAGGUGAAAAAGAGGUCAGUCAUCAAGCUGCAACUUCUCAAUAUGCAGGCCUGUGCAAGCAGCUCUAAGAUUCAGGAUGUUGGUAUUCAGGAUAUUGGUAAUAUUAGACCCCUCAAACAAUCACCCAAGUUCCAUAGUUCAGCUGCCCCCACCCAGGGGCGAAAAACACAGGCAUGUUCAAAUCUGAAGAAGAAUGGUAAUGCUAAUAAUUAUGUUCCUUCCAAGAAACCAACAAGGGACAAGAUAAAAACAAAUGGUGUGAAGCAAACAUCAUGUACAUUUAAAUAAUGAAGAAUAAUUAAUUAGUAAAUUGGCAAUGCAUUGCUGACUGCUGGAGAGUGGAGGGACCAUGGUUUUUCCUGGUCAGGAAAUCCUGUAGAAAAUUGUUCUUGCUGCAAAUUUCUGCACAUUUAAGUACAUUGGACCUUAAACUAGCAGGGCCAACAGGGAAUAUUUUUCUCUGAAGACAAAUGUCUUCCACUGGUCUUUACUCAAAGAGUAGACACUUGCUUAUGUAAGAAGAUUCUAGCGAAUAAGGUUAGGAAAACAUAAAAUGUCUGAUUUCUUCUCACACUGACACCCAUGUAACUUCAUUGAUUUCAGUGGAGUUACUCCUGAUUUACACUGCAGUAUGUGAGAGGAGAAUCAAAUCCAUACACUCUCCAUUGAGCAGACACACACAUGUGCCAUAUAGGGUGAGACAGAUUUGCUUUUCUUUCUGAUGGAGAAGAGUUUUGUUGAUUUUUAUAAGAGAAUGGAACUGGCCAGGCUCAUCUAUGCAAAGUUAAAGUCUGAUUCUUGAGAGAAGAGCACAAAAUCAGACUGGUUUGGGGAGCAGAGAAUGUUUUGAAGUAAUCUUCUGAGUCAGAAGAGAUUCUGUUAGUUAAGAUCAUACCGCUGCUACAGGAUUGCCAUCCGCUCAUCUGGUGAUAGGCCAAGGAUAUGGCCUGAAUAUUUUUAUACAGCUACCUUUAUUGUAGUCUUAGACCAUUUUCCUUAAAGUCCACCUUGUAGGUCUUGCUGCUUUAUGUCAUUCAGAAGGUGACCCUCUUAAUGUUUUGAGCUAUUGCCACUCAAGCAAGAGAUCUUGGAGUCAUCCUGCUUAGUUCUCUGAAAACAUCUGCUCAGUGUAUAGUGGCAGCCAAAAAAGCGAAUAGAAUGUUAGGAACUGUUCGGAGAAGGACAGAUAAGACAGAAAAUAUCAUAUAAUGCCACUAUAUAAAUCCAUGGUACACUUGGAAUACUGCAUGCAGUUCUGGUCACUUGUAACAGCGUGCACUCAUCUCUUGUGAGCACCCCCUUGGCCAAGUGCACACACUUUGAUUAUCCCUCCUCUGGGAUAGAGCAGCACCCCAGGGCUCCCUCUCUGGAGACAAUGGCUUUGCCCUCUUGGGGCUUCCUGGCUACGGCUCUCCAUCUGGGUCACUAUAGUUCAGUCCCCCCUCUGGGGUGCCUCACUGUCCAGGCCACUUCACCCCAGUGGCUAAUGGGGGAUGAAGUAGGGGGGACCCAGGCCCACCCACUAUUCUGGGUCCCAGCCCAGGGACCCUGUAGAUUGCAGCCAUCUGCUGUAUUCCUUUAACUAUGUUGCACAGCUUCUCUAAUUCCCUGGGCCACUUCCCCACAGCCCUGCGCUGUCUUCACCCUUACCUCAGGACCUUGUCCUAACAAGAGUCCCAGCAACCAGCUCACGGGUCCUUCUUACUCUCCGCAGCUUCUGGCAGCACUGCCCUGUCUGGGGUUCUGUAACUCAGUCAGGCAACCACAUACCAUCCACACUCCUACAGCUCCAGCAAGGAACUUAUCUUCCUCUGGCCCUGCAGCUCUUAUACGAGGCUGCUGGGCCCUAGUUGGCUGUAUCCCACACAGCCACGCUAGGCACUUUGGAGGACUCGCUCCACUGCCCUUUUUGGGGGGCAGGGUGUGGCAGGGCCACGAGACCUUCAGCAGGGGACCUCAGAGGGUUUGGUAUACUCCGUCACAUCAUCCCAUCUCAAAAAAAUGCUAGAAUUGGAAAAAGUAGAGAGAAGGGCAACAAAAUGAUUAAGGGCAUGGAACAACUUCCAUAUAAGAAGAGACUAAAAAGACUGGGACUAUUCAUCUUAGAAAAGAUAUGACUAAGGGGGGCAUAAAGAAGUGUUAUUUACCCUUUCACAAACAAGAACCAGGAGUCUCCCAAUGAAAUUAAUAGACAGCAGAUUUAAAACAAACAUAAAGAAGUACUUCUUUCCACAGUGCACAGUCAACCUGUGGAUCUCGUUGCCAGGGGAUGUUGUGAAGGCCAGAAGUAUAACUGGGUUCAAAAAAGAAUUAGAUAAAUAAUGGAGGAUAGGCCCAUCAAUGGCUAUGAGCUAAGACGGUCAGGGAUACAACUCUGUGCCCUGGGUGCCCCUAAGCCUCUACCUGUCAGGAGCUGGGACUGGAUGACAGGGAUGGAUCACUUGAUAAUUGCCCUGUUCCGUUCAUGCCCUCUGAAGCCUCUGGUACUGGCCACUGUCAGGAGAAGGAUACUGGGCUAGAUGGGACUACAGGUCUGACCCUGUAUGGCCAUUCUUAUGUUCACUCUCUUGCGAUUGGGCCCUUUAUCUUGAAAGCUCCUGUUCAUUCUGAGCUCCUAGUGAUGGCAAUGGAGGUUGAAGUUACUGAAUAGCUUGCAGGGUUAGGCCCACAAUGGUUUAGAGAAAAGAUGCAUCUCUUCCCUUUUUUUCAGUAAAGAUAAGUUUGUUGUGAGAGAGUGGCCUGGUUUUGUCUACAUAAAAUCACACUGUUACAAGUGACAGUAAUUGGAUUCAAAUAACCCUUGAAAAUAUUUUCCCCUCAAAUGUUGGAAGCAAAAUUAAGCCCAGCAGAGUAAAGUUACCAUUUCCCAGGAGCAGGAAUGAGUUAAAGCCCAGCAAUUCCAAACUUCUCACUUCAAUCAGCUCCUCUUUCAUAGCUUUAAAAGAGGCUGUGACUGUCAUGCUGGUGAAAAGUGAACUGACAGCCCUAUUGAAUGAAGUUAUUUGUCUACACAUUCUGAGCAGUGAGAGUGGCAGCCUUCCCCUUUCAGCCCUCCUCCUCAGGUCUGUGGUAAUUCAGUAUUUCAGACCAUUCUUCCCUCUCAUUGCUGAGGCUGCCAUUUGUGGUGGUGGCUUUUGUGACAUGGACACCUGUCCCUGGGAACUGGAGUCUUUCUUUUUCAUAUCUUUCUUUAGUGUGAUUUCUCCUACCUGGUCAGCAGGAAGAGAUGAGAGUUGUCAGGAGCAAGGUAGCCCAAGAAUUAUGAUAAUUACACAUUUAUUUCAAUGUCUAGACCAAAGACACAGAAGUAACCAUUGCCCUAUACUUUUGAAGUUACUGUGUUUUGUGGCACUGCUUUCCCUAACUCUAAAGAAUUUCUUUGGCUAAAACAAACUGAUCAGUGGACAGAAAAGAUGGAGGGUUUGGUAUAGCAUUUUUCUAGUCGGUCUGGGACAGCUAUAGAUUGAUUUUAUGGUUACUCCUUCCUUGUCCAGAAUGUCCCACAUAAAAUGCCUAAGGAAACCUUCAGGCUCAUACAUAUGGCAUCUAUAAUGAUCUCUUAAGCCUUUUUUGUUGCCUGAAACCUUUCCCCCUCUCCCAAUAAUUUAUAUUCAAGGCCCUUUUUCCAGCCUACUCGGAACAUUUCUGAGGAACUUGACAACUGUCUUAUUGCUCUGUCGUGAUUUCCUCUCCCUCUUCCUCUCCAACAAACUUUCUAGAUGAAACUUCUGUACUUUCUGAUCAGUCCCACCUCUCCUAUGAGAUUUGAAGAAUAAGGGAAAAUGAUGGAUCCCAUUAGAUUGUGAUUUUCAAAUGUACUGAGCUCUGCAGCUCCCACUGAAAAUCAGGCCCCUGGGGAGAGGGUUUACAUGGUGUGUUCCACAUGCUUUCUGCUGAAGCACCAAUACAUUUUUAGUCUCUUUUCAGUCACUUAUAUACAUCUCCACCUACUGUCCAUAGCACUGUCCUGCUCUACUUCACCUUAUUUGGGUUCCAAUUUCAGGAAUGGGUGAAAUAACUCCAGAUAAUGAAAGCUGCUCUCAUGUGGCACAGAAAGUAACUCUAUAACCAGGACUGGGCACUGUUUCAGGACCAUGUUUGGGCUGAAGUGUUUGUUUUGGGAGGCUGGAAUUCUGUGGAAGACAGGAAAGUAGAGACAGUAGUGUAACAAUUACCAAAGAAUUGAAAGAUGAGAUCAUCAGCUGGUGUCAAUCCAAGCCAAUGGAAUG